AUGGUCAUUGAAUCUAGGUAUCAAAGAGUAGCUGAAGGAAAGUCCCACCCCUCUAAGCUAAUUUUUGUUCAGAAAUUUCAUCAAGUAGCUGCUUCAUUUUACUUAGUUCGAACCACUCUUCAUGUCAGUUCAUGUGGUGCUGUGUAUGCAGGUAUUAGGAAUCUUUUAGCUGUGAUUUUGUUUCCCAUACUUAUGUAUUCUUUCCAAAUGGGUGCAACUGGUGCAGCAAUUUCCACAGUUGUGUCUCAAUAUGUUGUCACCUUCUUAAUACUAUGGUUUCUAAAUAAGAGAGCAAUACUACUGCCUCCAAAGAUGGGAUCAUUACAAUUUGGAGGAUACAUAAAAUCUAGUAAAUUUGGUAGUUUUCUUCUUGGAAGAACUCUUGCUGUUCUAACAACCAUGACUUUGGGGACAUCAAUGGCUGCUCGUCAAGGCCCAGUUGCAAUGACUGCUCAUCAGAUAUGCAUACAAGUAUGGUUGGCUGUUUCGCUUCUGGUUGAUGCCCUGGGUGCAUCUGCACAUGCUUUGUCUGCAAGUUAUAUGUUUAGAGGUGACUAUAAGACAGUGAAGGAAAUUGCUCACUAUGUGCUGAAGGUAAGGUUAUUAAAGGGUUCAAUCACUUUCAAUAACAUCCUCUAUGUAACAGAACGGCAGGAGAUUUAUCAUAUUAGCUAUGUUCGUCAAGCUUUUGAAGAUGCAUCUUUGAGAUUUUUUCUUGAGAUCCUCGAGAGUGACUUAUUAAAUGAGUCAGAUGGUCCUGUUGCUGGUUAUCGAAGUGUAUUGAGAACUUUUAUUUAUGCAUUUAUUGCAUCUUAUGAGAUCAAUAUUCAGCUGGAAGACAGGCCCCGAAUUCUUCGAUGUGUUUAA
Molecule: messenger RNA, 867 nt
Organism: Humulus lupulus (European hop)
Lineage: Eukaryota; Viridiplantae; Streptophyta; Magnoliopsida; Rosales; Cannabaceae
Product: protein DETOXIFICATION 45, chloroplastic-like
Exons: 12
Coding region: 1-867 (288 amino acids)
Cellular component (GO): chloroplast
Source: RefSeq, a predicted model, not a curated record